This is a messenger RNA of Pteropus alecto (black flying fox), 4988 nucleotides long. RefSeq names its product nucleoporin 155 (gene NUP155). The record is from RefSeq and is a predicted model, not a curated record. Lineage: Eukaryota; Metazoa; Chordata; Mammalia; Chiroptera; Pteropodidae. Gene Ontology annotation, cellular component: nuclear pore; nuclear pore inner ring. The transcript has 35 exons. Gene Ontology annotation, biological process: RNA export from nucleus; transcription-dependent tethering of RNA polymerase II gene DNA at nuclear periphery; protein import into nucleus. Gene Ontology annotation, molecular function: structural constituent of nuclear pore. The coding region runs from base 143 to 4315 and encodes 1390 amino acids.
GGAAGUGCGUCAUGCACAGGCGCCGAGGCGCUCGUUUGGCGCGCGCGCCCUGAGCCACGGUUCCGAGCUAGGGUCUUGGGUUUUGUCUCAUUUCUCCUUGGUUUUUGACUAUUUUCGGACGUUGGUGUCUCGAGUUUUCAAGAUGCCGUCUUCUUUGCUGGGUUCUGCGAUUCCGGCAUCCGCGACAACCGCAGCCCUGCAGGAAGCUUUGGAAAAUGCGGGGCGGCUCAUUGACCGUCAGUUGCAAGAAGACCGCAUGUACCCGGACCUUUCCGAACUGCUCAUGGUGUCUGCUCCAAAUAAUCCCACUGUUUCUGGCAUGUCAGAUAUGGAUUAUCCUCUACAAGGACCUGGUUUGCUGUCAGUACCCAACCUUCCAGAGAUCAGUUCCAUCCGAAGAGUUCCUCUCCCACCUGAACUUGUUGAACAAUUUGGACAUAUGCAGUGUAACUGCAUGAUGGGUGUGUUUCCUCCUAUCAACAGAGCUUGGCUCACAAUUGACAGUGACAUAUUUAUGUGGAACUAUGAAGAUGGAGGAGACCUUGCCUAUUUUGAUGGACUUAAUGAGACUAUUCUUGCCGUGGGGCUUGUGAAACCAAAAGCUGGCAUCUUUCAGCCUCAUGUACGACACCUCUUGGUUUUGGCAACCCCUGUGGAUAUAGUGAUUCUUGGACUCAGCUAUGCUAAUUUGCAAACAGGUUCCGGAGUUCUUAACGACAGCAUGUGUGGUGGAAUGCAGUUGCUUCCAGAUCCUUUAUAUUCUCUUCCUACUGACAACACUUAUCUUUUAACAAUAACUUCCACCGAUAAUGGCAGAAUAUUCUUGGCUGGAAAGGAUGGCUGUUUAUAUGAAGUAGCAUACCAAGCCGAAGCAGGUUGGUUUAGCCAAAGAUGUAGGAAAAUAAACCACUCAAAGAGCUCACUUUCUUUUCUUGUUCCUUCAUUGCUACAAUUCACAUUCUCAGAAGAUGAUCCUAUUGUUCAAAUUGCAAUUGAUAAUUCUAGAAACAUUUUAUAUACACGAUCUGAGAAAGGAGUAAUACAGGUUUAUGAUUUGGGCCACGAUGGACAAGGAAUGAGCAGAGUUGCCUCAGUGUCACAGAAUUCUAUUGUCUCUGCUGCCGGAAACAUUGCUAGGACUAUAGAUCGUUCUGUUUUUAAACCAAUUGUUCAGAUAGCAGUGAUUGAAAAUUCUGAAUCACUGGACUGUCAGUUAUUGGCCGUCACACAUGUGGGUAUACGGUUAUAUUUCAGUACUUGUCCAUUCAGACAGCCAUUAGCAAGACCUAAUACACUGACACUGGUUCACGUUCGCUUACCUCCUGGAUUCUCUGCAUCUUCAACAGUGGAAAAGCCCUCAAAAGUACAUAAAGCUCUGUACAGUAAAGGUAUUCUACUGAUGGCAGCCUCAGAAAAUGAAGAUAAUGACAUUUUGUGGUGUGUCAACCAUGAUACAUUUCCUUUCCAAAAGCCAAUGAUGGAAACUCAGAUGACGACCCGUGUUGAUGGUCAUUCCUGGGCUCUUUCUGCAAUAGAUGAAUUGAAAGUAGACAAAAUAAUUACACCCUUAAAUAAGGAUCAUAUUCCAAUAACUGACUCACCAGUUGUUGUACAGCAACACAUGUUGCCUCCAAAGAAAUUUGUUCUCCUCUCAGCACAGGGGAGUCUUAUGUUUCAUAAACUUAGACCUGUAGAUCAACUGAGGCAUCUGCUUGUGAGUAAUGUGGGUGGAGAUGGAGAAGAGAUUGAAAGAUUCUUUAAAUUACAUCAGGAAGACCAGGCUUGUGCAACUUGCCUUAUCCUUGCUUGUUCCACUGCUGCCUGUGAUAGAGAGGUAUCUGCUUGGGCUACUCGGGCUUUCUUCAGGUACGGUGGUGAAGCUCAGAUGAGAUUUCCAGCUGCUCUCCCUGCCCCAAGUAAUGUUGGUCCCAUUUUGGGGUCUCCUGUCUAUGCUAGUUCUCCUCUUCCUAGUGGUAGUCCAUACCCAAAUCCAUCCUUUUUGGGAACACCAUCUCAAGGUGUACAUCCUCCUGUCAUGUCAACUCCAGUGUGUGCUUUGGGAAAUCCAAUUCAGGCCACAAGUAUGAGUUGUAUGGCUGGACCAGAGAUUGUGUACUCUGGAAAACACAAUGGUAUAUGCAUUUACUUUUCUCGAAUCAUGGGAAAUAUCUGGGAUGCUAGUUUAGUUGUGGAAAGAGUAUUCAAGAGUGGCAACAGAGAGAUCACUGCAAUCGAAAGUAGUGUUCCCUCCCAACUCCUGGAGUCAGUGCUACAAGAGCUGAAAGGCUUGCAAGAAUUUCUAGAUAGAAACUCCCAAUUUGCAGGAGGGCCAUUAGGAAAUCCAAAUACUACUGCCAAAGUGCAGCAGAGGCUGAUAGGAUUCAUGCGUCCCGAAAAUGGAAAUACCCAGCAAAUGCAACAGGAGCUGCAGAGGAAGUUUCAUGAGGCUCAACUGAGUGAAAAGAUUUCACUUCAGGCAAUCCAGCAAUUGGUUCGAAAAUCAUACCAGGCUCUGGCUUUAUGGAAACUCCUUUGUGAACAUCAAUUCACUGUCAUUGUAGGAGAACUUCAGAAGGAAUUUCAAGAGCAGUUGAAAAUCACCACCUUUAAAGAUCUGGUAAUCCGGGACAAAGAACUGACUGGGGCAUUAAUUGCUUCUCUUAUCAACUGCUACAUCAGAGAUAAUGCUGCUGUUGAUGGCAUUAGUUUACACUUACAGGAUAUCUGUCCGCUUCUGUAUAGUACUGAUGAUGCAGUUUGUUCUAAGGCAAAUGAGCUUCUCCAGCGUUCUCGGCAAGUUCAAAAUAAGAUUGAAAAGGAAAGAAUGUUAAGGGAAUCCUUAAAGGAGUAUCAAAAAAUCAGCAAUCAAGUUGAUCUUUCAAAUGUUUGUGCUCAGUACAGACAGGUGCGUUUUUAUGAGGGUGUGGUGGAGCUCUCUCUUACUGCUGCAGAGAAAAAAGAUCCUCAGGGUCUUGGACUUCAUUUCUAUAAACAUGGAGAACCAGAAGAAGACAUGGUGGGACUUCAGGCUUUCCAAGAAAGAUUAAACAGUUACAAGUGUAUUACAGAUACACUUCAAGAACUGGUGAAUCAGAGUAAGGCUGCUCCCCAGUCUCCCAGUGUACCCAAAAAACCUGGGCCUCCCGUGUUGUCUUCUGAUCCCAAUAUGCUGAGUAAUGAAGAGGCAGGACAUCACUUUGAACAAAUGCUUAAAUUGUCUCAACGAUCCAAAGAUGAACUCUUUAGUAUUGCCCUUUAUAAUUGGCUAAUACAAGCUGACCUUGCAGACAAACUGCUACAGAUUGCUUCUCCAUUUCUGGAACCACAUCUAGUCCGAAUGGCCAAAGUUGAUCAAAACAAAGUGCGCUAUAUGGAUUUACUCUGGAGGUACUAUGAGAAGAACAGAAGUUUCAGUAAUGCUGCUCGUGUCCUGUCCAAACUGGCUGACAUGCAUAGCACAGAAAUUUCACUUCAGCAGCGACUAGAGUACAUUGCUCGAGCUAUUCUUAGUGCCAAAAGUUCCACUGCCAUUUCUUCAAUAGCUGCAGAUGGUGAAUUCCUUCAUGAAUUAGAAGAAAAAAUGGAGGUUGCUAGGAUCCAACUUCAGAUCCAAGAGACACUGCAAAGGCAAUAUUCCCAUCAUUCUUCUGUACAGGAUGCAAUUUCUCAGUUGGAUUCUGAGCUAAUGGACAUAACUAAGCUUUAUGGGGAAUUUGCUGACCCAUUUAAACUCGCAGAGUGUAAACUUGCAAUAAUUCAUUGUGCUGGCUAUUCAGACCCUAUAUUGGUGCAGACACUUUGGCAAGAUAUCAUAGAAAAAGAAUUGAAUGAAAGUGUGACAUUGAGCUCUUCAGAUAGAAUGCAUGCUCUUAGUUUGAAGAUUGUGCUCCUUGGCAAAAUUUAUGCUGGCACACCUCGCUUCUUUCCUUUAGAUUUUAUUGUUCAGUUCUUAGAACAGCAAGUUUGUACUUUAAACUGGGAUGUGGGUUUUGUAAUACAGACAAUGAAUGAAAUUGGAGUGCCAUUACCUAGACUGCUGGAAGUAUAUGAUCACUUGUUCAAGUCACGGGAUCCAUUCUGGAACAGAAUGAAGAAACCACUGCACCUUUUGGAUUGUAUACAUGUACUAUUGACAAAAUAUGUUGAGAAUCCUAGCCAGGUCUUAAAUUGUGAGAGGAGAAGAUUUACAAAUCUCUGCCUGGAUGCUAUUUGUGGUUAUCUGGUUGAGCUCCAGUCUAUGAGCUCUUCAAUAGCAGUACAAGCCAUCACAGGGAAUUUUAAAUCUCUUCAGGCUAAAUUAGAACGGCUUCACUAAUUAUUGUAAUGUAUUUUUAUCCACUCAUUUUUAUCUGUAAAAUAAAAUCUCAGGUGGGUCCAGAUAUCAGGUGCUCUAAAUCUAAGAAAUUAAGAACAAUUUUAAUAGAAAUGUGUUUUUAAUAACUGGCUAGUAUCUACAAACAGUACAUUUGCCAGAUGAAUUCUUUUUUACUACUACUGUUUUAAUCAGGUUAAAAAACAACUGAGGUAAAAUUAUUUUUGAUCUUAACACAAGGCUAAAAAUAUUCGGAAACUCUAAUUUUGAAUUUUAUUGCAGGUAGAACAGAAAUUUUGAAUUUAUAAUAUUCAUUUUUAAGUUAGUCCAAGGAUAUUGAUAUCAAAACUUAAAUAGGCUAAUUGAGCAGGUCAUUCCCAUAGUACUGGAUUUUACAACAAUCCUUAAAUAUGGAAGAGACAAACACUGUCUCUUUUAAAAAGUUAUUUAGGUAUAAGGUUUAUCCUUGGAAAGAAAUUUCCUCUAGCUACCAAUUUUGUCAAUUAUAAUUCUUAAUGAUUAACAUAUGUCUGGUUGUUUUUGAGCAGAUGAUAAGCUUGUAAGUAAUAUUCUAUGUCCUGAACACCUAAAAAGGGAGAUACUGUUUUUCCUUAGUGUCCACCCAGGUCUUCUUUGGCCUCCUGACUACUGAUUUCAUUACGCAAUUGUUCUCCAA